Messenger RNA from Zophobas morio, 930 nucleotides. RefSeq lists its product as uncharacterized. Bases 92 to 910 code for a protein of 272 amino acids. Lineage: Eukaryota; Metazoa; Arthropoda; Insecta; Coleoptera; Tenebrionidae. The transcript is spliced from 2 exons. The record is from RefSeq and is a predicted model, not a curated record.
ACUACAUUCACUUUAUCAGUCUAAAAAACAAGAAAUUAUAUCAUUUACCAAAGCAUUUAGACAUUGUUUUUCAAUUGGAACACAAUUUGCUAUGAACUCCGUUCUAAUUUUCAUCGUGCUUACGAUGAGCGGUACUGCUCUCUCCAGAACAUGUUGCAAUUCGUGUAAUACCAAAGUCAACUGUGUUCCUUCUUGUCAAAAUCAAUGCAGUUCAAAAUUAUGCAUAAACCUACUAGUUCAAAAAUGUUGUGUUCCCACUGAAUGUAGUACCACGAAAAAGACACCGAAAACUGUAACAACAACCCUAGAACCUGAAUCGGAAACAACAGAAACUGAAUCUGAUACAGAACCUGGACCCGAACCCGAACCUGAAGCCGAAAUUGAGCGUAUACAACAAAGCGGGGGCACAAAACAUCACCAGUCCAACACCAUUAAUUUAAAUAAUAGACUUACCAACAACAACCACAUCAAUAUUAACGUUCACGCGGACAGUUACGUUUCAAACAACAUAACAUACGUGGGAGGAGGAAGUGGCGGAAGCGGCACUACUCAGGAGCCUGAUGUGACAAAAAUAAUACCCACAGAGAUCUCUACAACAUCUACAACAUCUACAACAAUGAGAACGACAACAACGACAAGAACACCUGAUUGUUGCGUUGUUAUUAAACCUUGUGUUACGUAUGGGUGUAAUCCGUACCGUCGCCAGUGUGGAGGUUGUUAUGGCAGUAUUGUGUACUGGCCAGCCAAUCCGUGCCAACGAGGUUGUUACAAGCUAUCUUACUGGUACAGACCAGUGUGUUAUUUUGGGUAUUGUUACAACACAGAAGUCGAUUGUUCGAGUUGUUACUACAAUUUUUAUGAAACCUACGACGGUUAUUCUAGAUGUCGUGGUUGUUUUUAUGGAUACUAAUUAAACUGACUGCUGGUUAU